AUGUUUAUUCCAGCUGGCUUCUAUGUAUACAUUGAGACCAGUGGCAGAAAGAAUGGUGACAAGGCCCGUCUAACCAGCCCUGGCCUGCAGGUGCUGGGGAACCAGUACAAGUGCCUGUCAUUCUGGUACCACAUGUAUGGUGCCCAUGUCAAUUCCCUGAAUGUGUAUUUCAAAAGCGGGACAACUCUGGGCAAGGCAAUUUGGACCAAGAAAGGCACCCAAGGGAACAAGUGGAUACAGGCUCAGGUGGACAUUUCUGGAACAGUAUCAGGGAGAAACCUACAGGUUGUGUUUGAGGGUGUGAGAGGGACUGGUUACCAAGGAGACAUAUCUAUUGAUGAUGUUACAGUAGUGGAUGGAACUUGUGCAGCCGUCACACCCACUACCCCUCCACCAGGUGUCACUAUAGGGACUGUGACGCCACCUUCACUGGUGUCAUGCAACUUUCAGACUGGGUUGUGUGGUUACACUCAAGAUACCAGUGACCAAUUUGACUGGACCAGGUCUAAUGGAGCCACCUCCUCACAGGGAACUGGACCCUCGGUGGAUCAUACAUAUGGAACACCUAAUGGUUACUAUGUCUUCAUAGAAACAUCUAGUCCGCGUGUUCCAAAUGACAAAGCUCGACUGAUUUCUCCCAUGAUCAGAGGCGCUGGCCGUCAGUGCUUAAAGUUCUGGUACCACAUGUUUGGAGGUGAUGUAGGCACAUUCAAUGUGUACAUGAAGAGUGGCACCAACCUGGGACAACCAGUGUGGAGCAGCAGCUAUGACCAGGAGGAUGUAUGGAAGGUGGCACAGGUCCAGCUUAACCAAAGGUCAUCUUACCAGAUUGUGUUUGAAGGCAUCCGAGAUAAAGGCUACAGAGGUGACAUAGCUCUGGAUGAUAUUAUUACGACACCUGGAAACUGCCCACCAGAAGGUUCUUGCAAUUUUGACAAUGGCAUGUGUACCUACAGCAAUGUUCAGGACGGUAGCGACGACUUUGACUGGGUAAUAAAGAAAAAUAACAGACCAGCGGGAAACCCAAGGACUGACCAUACCACCUCUGCUGCUGCUGGUGGCAUGAUGUACAUCAGUGCCCGCAAACCACGAAACAAUGGCGACCGCGCCAGGGUGAUGAGUCAGCUCUUCAGCCCCACAGGCAGUUCUCCAAAAUGCUUCAAGUUCUGGUGGUACCUCUAUAACACCAACGCUGGCACCCUGCGUGCCAUUGUCAAGUCCAAUGGCACCAGCACCACUGUCUGGGAAAUGGCAGCCAGCAGAUACAAUAGGUGGAGAUAUGGCGCCUUCCCAGUUCAGUCUCAGAGUUCGUAUGUGAUCAUCCUGGAAGGUGUUGUGGGCAGUGGUUCUGGAGACAUUGCUCUAGAUGACACCAGUCUGUCUACCCAAGGUUGUGGUAUCUCACCAGCUGGCGCCAGACCCUCCAGCUUCACCACCACACCUACACCAGCCACUACCACCGUCACUGUGCCGCCAUCUACAGCACCAAACUCAUUCAACUGUUCCUUUGAGUAUGGUCUGUGUGGAUGGAAACAGUUGCAGAAUGAUCAGUUUGACUGGACAAGAGUCAAAGGAUCCACAUCGUCCACUCUGACUGGACCAGCUAAUGACCACACCACUGGAAGUGGGUUUUACAUUUUUGUGGAAACCUCCAAUCCCAGGAAAACAGGAGAUGCAGCACAAAUUGAGAGCCCUACAGUGACACCUGGUGGCCAGUGGAGAAAGUGCUUGCGAUUCUGGUACCACAUGUAUGGAGCACAUGUAGACAAAUUAAAUGUGUACACUAAGAGUGUUUCCUUGUCCAAACCAAUCUGGACCAAGCAAGGGACACAGGGGAAUGCUUGGAAAUUGGCUGAAAUACAACUUGGGAUCACUGCCCAGUACACUGUUGUUAUAGAAGCCCUGAGAGGUCCUGGAUGGCAAGGUGAUAUAGCUAUAGAUGAUGUCACCCUGUCUGAUGGAAGCUGUCAGCCAGGUGGACCUAUCAAGUUCAGCACACCAAACACCUUUGGCUACAGGAAUGUUUUCCUGGAUCUUAGUGGAGUGACCUCGGUGAGUUUUAAGCUGAAGGCGUGCAGUGACGGUCACAUCCAACUACAACCAACAAAGAGCAGUCCCGAGCAGAUGAAUUAUGAAGCUGUCAUUGGGGGAUGGAGCAACACCCAGUCAGUUAUAAGAGACUCCAAAAAUGGCCAUGUUGUUACCACCAAGUCCAAGGAACUUGAGUGUGGAGCACUCAAACCAUUCUGGAUCAGCUGGGAUGGUGGACAUAUCCGUGUUGGUCAAGGCUUGGCCACCGGUCAGGGCAUUUUCCUAGACUAUACAAACCCAACUAAGUUUGUGGUAGGAGGACUGGCUGUCUCCACUGGAUAUGGUGCUGAUGGAUACUGGGAGAUAAAUGACCCCACAGGCUCUGGUACCAAACCCCUGUCCACCUACUGUACCUUUGAGAAUGGCACCUGUGGCUGGACGCAGGACACGACUGGUGACCAGUUUGACUGGAUACUGCUGGGUGGUUCCACAGGGUCUGGAGGCACUGGACCUACCACUGACCACACUUAUGGGACUGGAGCAGGUCGCUAUGUCUACAUAGAGACAUCCAGCCCAAGAAAAGUAAAUGAUUCUGCAAACCUAAUAUCCCCAACAUAUCCAGGACUUAGAGGUGGGAAGAUCUGUCUGACAUUUUGGUAUCACAUGUAUGGUACACAUAUAGGGACACUCAAUGUUAAGCUGAACACAGGCAGCAGCAGCACCACUAUUUGGUCUUUGUCUGGUAACCAAGGCAACCAAUGGAUCAUCAACCAAGUUACAAUAGCACCAACUUACAGCUAUCAGAUUGUAUUCCAAGGUAUACGUGGCACUGGUUACCAAGGUGAUAUUGCUGUUGAUGAUGUCAGCAUCAAAGAUGGAGCUUGCAUAACAGCAGGAGCUUGUACCUUUGAGAAAGAUCUGUGUACUUGGGUGAAUGAUCUUACUGGAGAUGACUUUGACUGGGUAGAAGGGAGUGGAGCUACUGGAAGUACAGGCACAGGACCAUCCACAGAUCACACUCUAGGAACAGCAGCAGGAAAGUACCGCUAUAUCGAAGCAUCUUCACCUCGUAAGCUUGGAGAUGUGGCUCGCCUGAGAAGUGAAGUCUUCACAGCCAACCCACAGCACUGUGUGAAGUUCUGGUAUCACAUGAAUGGCCAGCACAUCGGCACAUUGAAUGUCAUCAGAGUGACCAGGAGUGGACGUAAUUCCACUGUGUGGACACUGUCUGGAGAUCAAGGUGACCAGUGGCUGUAUGGUCAAGCACCUGUGGGCACUUCUUCUGAGUCAUACAGGAUUGUGUUUGAAGCCAUCAGAGGAACAGGGUACCAGGGGGAUAUUGCCAUUGAUGAUGUGGACUUUGCCCAGACUGCAUGUGCAGCGACAUCUGGGUCUACCCAAUCCACUGUACUGACUACAAAGACGACCACAACCACACCCACACCCACCCCCUCUGUAACUCCCACACCAACCACAGCUCCUGGGUCAUUCAAUUGUUCCUUUGAUGUGGACAGUUGUGGGUGGACACAGGACAAGACGGACAAGUUUGACUGGACCAGACAGUCCAGCGGGACAGGGUCAUUUGGUACUGGACCCAGUACAGACCACACAACUUCUGCACCUAUUAAAGUAAAUACACCAGAUGCCUAUACCUACCAGAACAUCUUCCUCGACUUCCGUGGUGUGACCUCAGUGACCUUCAAGGUCAAGGCCUGUAAUGAUGUCCAUGUCAGCUUGUCACCAACCACAAAUAGUCAGGACAGAAAAAAAUAUGAGGUGGUCAUUGGUGGAUGGGGUAAUGGACAAUCUGUUAUACGUGAAAAGGCUCAGGGACAGAAUUUGGUCACCUUGGUCCGUCCUAAGAUGGUGGACUGUAACAUCCUUAAGCCAUUUUGGAUCAGUUGGGAUGGUGGUCAUAUCCGUGUAGGUCAAGGAUUGACUGUUAAUCAGAGCAUGUUUUUGGACUACAAGGAUCCCACACCUUAUGCUGUGAGGUCUAUGGGAGUGGCCACAGGAUUUGGUGCCAAAGGAGAGUGGGAGAUAUAUGAUCCUAGAGUUGGCUUCUACUACUACAUUGAGACCUCCAGUCCAAGAGUUACAGGAGACAUGGCCAGACUGGUCAGUCCCAUGGUCCAGGCCAAUGGAACCAGCUGCUUGACCUUCUGGUACCACAUGUACGGUGCCCAUGUGGACAAGCUCAAUGUGUAUGUGAUGAACAGACCCACCCUGGGGAACCCAGUGUGGACCAGGGCUGGAACCCAGGGGGAUAAGUGGGUGCAGGCUCAGGUGAACAUCAGGGCGCGUGGCAGGUACAAGGUUGUUUUUGAAGGUCUAAGGGGUGCUGGUUACCAAGGUGACAUUGCUGUGGAUGAUGUAACUCUUUUAUCUGGAACUUGCGCUGCUGUGGUCACCCCAACAGUUACAGUGAAAUGUGACUUUGAGAAGGAUGUGUGCAAUUACACUCAGGACAAUACUGACCAGUUUGACUGGACACGGAAGUCUGGAAGCACUUCCAGCUCAAUCACUGGACCUACCAAUGACCACACCUAUGGAACUCCUGCAGGAAGCUACAUGUAUGUGGAGAGCUCUUCCCCUAGGGUCCAGGGGGACAUAGCAAGGCUCAUUACAACCUCUAUGGCUGUGGGCAGCAGUGACAGCUGUAUUCAGUUCUGGUACCACAUGUAUGGUGCAGACACUGGCAGUCUCAGGGUCUACAAGGAUACUACUGCUAAUAAACUGUGGGAACUCUCAGGUGACCAAGGCAACAGCUGGCAGAGAGCAGAGGUUGAUGUUCCAGCUGGUGCUCCCUAUAAGAUCAUCUUUGAAGCAGUGAGAGGAACUGGUUACCGAGGAGAUACCGCUAUUGAUGAUGUGGUUGUCACAACUGGAAAGUGUACUGGAACAUCAG
Molecule: messenger RNA, 4939 nt
Organism: Lingula anatina
Lineage: Eukaryota; Metazoa; Brachiopoda; Lingulata; Lingulida; Lingulidae
Cellular component (GO): membrane
Molecular function (GO): protein binding
Source: RefSeq, a predicted model, not a curated record